This is a messenger RNA of Penicillium cataractarum, 2040 nucleotides long. Its product is annotated as Isopenicillin N synthase. The transcript has 8 exons. Gene Ontology annotation, molecular function: epoxide hydrolase activity. The record is from RefSeq and is a predicted model, not a curated record. Gene Ontology annotation, biological process: epoxide metabolic process. NCBI's taxonomy places the organism in Eukaryota, Fungi, Ascomycota, Eurotiomycetes, Eurotiales, Aspergillaceae. Bases 1 to 2040 code for a protein of 679 amino acids.
AUGUCGCAACCAUUCAGUAUCCUGCCGGCUACGGCGAGGGUCUCACCCAAGCCCUUCACAGUCGCCAUUCCAAGAGAGCAGUUGACUGACAUGGAGACUCUCAUCAGGCUGUCAAAGCUUGCCCCACAAACUUAUGAGAACUCACAGUCAGAUAUGCGAUAUGGUGUCACUACAGAUUGGCUGGUUGACAUGAAAGGCCAGUGGCUCAAAUCAUACAACUGGGAAAAAACCGAAGAUCGAAUCAACAGCUUUCCUCAGUGGACGACUGAGGUUGAAGGACUGAAUAUUCAUUUUGUUGGCCUCUUCUCCGAGAAGCCAGAUGCCAUCCCAAUUAUAUUGAUUCAUGGCUGGCCGGGAAGCUUCCUAGAAUUUCUUCCCAUCCUUGACAAGUUUCGACAGGAAUACACGCCAAGCACUCUGCCUUAUCAUCUGAUCGUACCCUCUCUGCCUGGUUAUACGUUCUCCUCGGGCCCUCCAGUGGAUCGCAACUUUACUACUGCGGACAUCGCCCGCGUUCUGGACCAAUUAAUGAAGGAUAUUGGAUUUGAAAGUGGCUAUGUCGCCCAAGGUGGCGAUAUCGGUAGUCGAAUUGCUCGAGGUCUAGCUGUAGAUCAUGAGAGCUGCAAAGCUGUUCAUCUCAAUGUGUGUUUUAUGGGCCGUCCCGAAGGAAUCUCGGAUGACCAUCUGGAUGCGUCUGAGAGGGACGGAAUCAAGAGAAUGGAAGAGUUUAGAAUGAUGGGUUCUGGGUAUGCCAUCGAGCAUGGGACUAGACCAAGUACGAUUGGCCACGUCCUUGCAACGAACCCGGUAGCUCUUCUGGCUUGGAUCGGAGAAAAAUGGCUGGAAUGGGUGGAUGAACCAUUAUCAUCGGAACACAUCCUCGAGUCGAUCACUCUAUACUGGCUUACAGAGACGUUCCCUCGUUCUAUCUAUACUUAUCGCCAGAAUUACCCACCUCCCCCUAUUCCAGCUACGAACGAUCCUCGCUGGUACAUUCAUAAGCCGUUUGGUUUCUCGUUUUUCCCUAGGGAGUUGGCACCCUUACCUCGCUCCUGGGUUGAGACUACUGGAAACCUAGUGUUCUGGGGGCAACAUAAGAAGGGUGGACAUUUUGCGGCGCUUGAGCAACCGGAAGCUCUGAAAACCGAUUUGACCAAAUUUGUGGAACAGGUCUGGCCAGGCGACGAGAGCGAGCAAGCGCAGCUCGAAGAACAAGCAGCCACAUAUGACCCGGAGCCUUUCUGGGCGGAAAUUCACCCACGCUUGCUCUCAACGAUGCAACAUGAACUGAGCGCACCGCCUUUGCCUAUGGAAAUGGAGAUUGAUUCCCCCACUAAGCAGGAAGAGGAAGAUGGACUCUCAACAUACAAGCCCAAGGACAGGCGCGGGCCUGGAGAGUCCAUCGCUACAUUCACAUCUCGCCUUCCUCCAUCAAGGACGUCCUUUUCCAACGCCGGCCCUUGGAUCUGGAUGUGGAAGCCCAAAUCCCAAGUGAAAGAAGGCGACGUCGCGACGCUAUUGAGAAAGGGCAAUGAGUUACUUCAAGCCUACGAAGAAGAAGCCUCCAGUCUCCGCGCCGCGCAUGACAAGUCCGGUGCAAAAACCACGGCCACCCUAACACGCAAAUUGAAUCCGCUUCGCCGAGCGUUGGAGCAGAAUAUCUUUGCGCUGGCUAAAGAAACUGGCGUGACGUCUGGAAAGUGGAUGUUCUUCCCUUCCGUGGACUACGUGGAUUCCGUUUGGAAGACUGUUGUGACGGCGCUUGAUAAAGACGAACUAGGAAACACGGCCAAGGUUGCAACGGACGACGGGUCUGGGCAGGCGCGGCUGAUCUGCGUCUAUACGGAGGACUUUAGUGAUAAGGGGGAUGUGAAGAGGGUGCUGAAGAGUCUGGUUGAGAAAGGGCUUGUGGAUGAAGAGGCGAGGCCGAUUUACUACAAGUGUGAUGCGUAUACCCAUCUGGACAUCAAGUCUAAUAAUGCCUAUGGGCUGAAGGCGAGUUUGUUCUCUAGUCGGGAUGUGUUGACUGGGAAGGUUUGA